AUGGCAAAAAGACAAAAAGAUUUGGGAGACUGGAAAAUUGUUCUAGAGGAACCUGAGAAAGAUUCCAGUAACAGUCCAGCUACUCCAUCGCGAAGAUCGCGUCGAAGGGCCGAAUCUACUGAACCCAAUGGUGUCAAGCUACAAAGGGAAGAAGACGAUUUGGUGAUCCAAGCAGGCGAUUGCCUUUUGAUAUCGGAUGUCAAGCCUUCCUAUUACAUAAUUACUAGCAUUCAGCUCGGCCUCAAGUCGUUCGUGGAACUAUGGGGUGCUCGCUUCAUCACAAAAGAUCAAAUAGAUCAAGAGACGCUAGAGGAUGUGGAAGUUGCAGAGAACGAGGUUUUCAUUACUCCGGAGGUAAGCUCUUUGAAGGUGAAUGACGUUGUUCAGAAGAUACAGGUGCUUGACUCUACGGCAUUUGCUGAUAUUGUCUUGGACGACUCCAGCAUAUCACUGACGUACCUAUGCAGACGGGCUUGCAAUGCUCAAGGAGACAGUGUUUCAAAAGAAUUCAAUUUCAGUGAGUUGAAAAGUCUCGUCGUUAAAGACCACGCAAGUGCCAUUCGAUAUAUCUCUGAAAACACACUGGUUAUCAUAUCCCCAAAAAAGAAGAAGCUGAAAACCUCCUCACUCACAGAAAGACUUAUGAACUCAGAUUCUCCAAGGCGCCGGACGUACACCGAAUCGCCAUCUGAAGACUCUGAUUCGGACGAUUUUGUAAAACAGGAGAGCGAAGAUGACGAGUCAGAAGAUCUGGAUCUGGAGCCUGAGAAAGAAACAUCCGAGUCUCCAAGAAAGCGGGCCACGGCAGCUCGUGGAAACGAGAGAUCCAACCUACAAAACGUUCUAUCUCCUCUCAAGAAAGGUUUCAAGGUGAAGACUGGUACCUCUGUAGGAAGCUUGCCUUCUCUCAACAGAAAAGCCACCAAACAAUCACACAAUAUCGUUGACACGUCGUCAGAGGCUUUCAAAGAGCUAAAAAAGAAGCUCCAUACGUCAACCACCAUAACUUCUUUACCACGAAGAGAGGACGAAUGGGUAGCGGUAUACACAAAUCUUGAAGAUGCAAUACAGACUCAAACAGGAAGCUGUGUCUACGUGAGUGGAACACCGGGUGUUGGAAAGACUGCUACCAUUAAGGAAGUUAUCCGAUCCCUUCAAUCUUCGGUCGCUGAUGGAUUAUUGAAUGAAUUCGACUUUUUGGACAUCAACUGCCUUAAACUUCUAUCACCCGAAUCUGCUUACGAAAAGCUUUGGGAAUUCGUGAGUGGCAUUAAAGUUACGCCUGCCAAUGCUGCGUUACUUUUGGAUGAUUAUUUUGGUAAAGAUGAUACUGAAGAGCCACGGAGGCCGUUGGUCGUGCUUCUCGAUGAACUCGACCAAAUUGUGACGAAAACACAAUCUGUGAUGUAUAAUUUCUUUAAUUGGCCUACUUAUGCCAAUUCUAAGCUCAUCAUAAUCGCUGUUGCAAACACGAUGGAUCUUCCUGAAAGAGUGCUUACCAACAAGAUUUCCUCCAGAUUGGGCCUUAGAAGAAUUCAGUUUGUGGGCUACACCUUCGAUGAUUUGGGUGAAAUCAUUGCCAACAGACUCACUAUGCUUAGUGAGGAGCAUAAAAGAAAGGUCCAAGUGAGCAAAGACGCCGUUGGUUUUGCAUCCAGAAAAGUUGCAAGUGUCAGUGGUGAUGCCCGUAGGGCAUUGACGAUCUGUCGAAGGGCUGUUGAGAUCGCUGAGCAAGAAUUCUUGGACACAGAAACGGAUUUGGAAAAGCCUGAAUCUGAGCAAACCUUCACCAUUCAGAUCGGCCACAUUUCAAAAGCUAUCAAUGAGACUAUCAACUCCCCAAUUGCACAACUACUCAAUCUGCUUUCAUUUGAGUCAAAGCUCGUGCUUGUGGGCAUACUUCUUAGGAUGAGGAGAUCGGGUCUAGCUGAGAACUCACUAGGUGAUGUCAUGGACGAAAUGAAAAAUUCUCUCGAUCUUCUCACCUCAAAAGACAGCUCGCAUCCUUUCAAAAAAAUCGAAACGAACGAUUCUUUUGCAGACUUUUGCUAUGGAAAUCCAAGAAAUAUUCGUAUCUACGAGAUGGCUCGCCUCGUGAAUCAGAUGGAGGAGCUCGGAAUCAUCGCACAGCAAAAUCUCAGAAGCGAGCGCUAUAGAUUGAUUCAGCUCAACAUUUCAGAAGACGAGGUUUUGGCAGCCCUUAGGAGAGACCAGGCAAUCGUGCCUAUGCUUUAA
Messenger RNA from Candidozyma duobushaemuli, 2235 nucleotides. It is a transcript of the gene ORC1, whose product is annotated as origin recognition complex subunit 1. The record is from RefSeq and is a predicted model, not a curated record. Lineage: Eukaryota; Fungi; Ascomycota; Pichiomycetes; Serinales; Metschnikowiaceae. Gene Ontology annotation, biological process: DNA replication initiation; mitotic DNA replication checkpoint signaling. The coding region runs from base 1 to 2235 and encodes 744 amino acids. Gene Ontology annotation, molecular function: chromatin binding; ATP binding; DNA replication origin binding. The transcript is spliced from 2 exons. Gene Ontology annotation, cellular component: nuclear origin of replication recognition complex.